Caenorhabditis elegans is the source of this 1103-nucleotide messenger RNA. It is a transcript of the gene rgs-11, whose product is annotated as Regulator of G-protein signaling rgs-11. NCBI's taxonomy places the organism in Eukaryota, Metazoa, Nematoda, Chromadorea, Rhabditida, Rhabditidae. Bases 61 to 885 code for a protein of 274 amino acids. The record is from RefSeq and is marked reviewed. The transcript has 5 exons.
AAUCUCAUUCCUCCUUCACUCUGCACAAACGAUUUCCUACCUUACUUAUCACUCCUUCAAAUGUCUAUUGCCAUUACCAGCCCGUGUCAAAUUUUUCCCGCAAUUAUCAACGCAGAUGUCUACGAGAAGAAUCUAAAAGUGGAUGAUAAUGCCAUCAAUGUGUCGAAAUAUUCCGACAACUCUGUUUCACUUCCCACACUGUCGUACGAGGAUUUUCAUCAUUUCUCGGUAGUUCGACAUUGGAAUAUCUUGUUUCCUUAUCGACUCGCUACCGAAUGGAACUGGGAAAGUAGAAGGCUGAGGAAGAGAGAUGCGUUGGUGAUUCUGGAGCUUGUUGCAUUAUCGGAUGAAACAAAUAAACGAGGUUCUGUAUCACGAAUUAUGAAUACAGUACGCUCGAAAGUUCACUUGAUGUUCUCCAGCUCGACCGAGCUUCCGUCUUUCCAAGAAAUUGAAAAUUGGAAGAAGUCUCCGGGACUUUUAGCCGCCAGCAAGUAUGGCUGCGCACUGUUCAUCCAGUUUCUGAAGCAGCAGACUUCGGAAAAUGAAGUUGACUUCUGGUUGGAUUGUCAGAAAUUCAGAUCCUCAACUGCAAAGAUCAGUUGGAAAAAUAAAGAAGUGCACCGAAUUCUUGAUCAGUUUCUCAGCUCUUCAGCUCCAAGAAAGAUAGAUAUGGAGACGUCCAUCUUGGCCAGAUGUAUGGAGUACGUUGAACACAUUGAGGGAUGGAAAUAUACUUUUGAUGUCGCGCAAGCAUAUGUUGGAUUGAAGUUUCCAAAGGAGUCCCACAAAAAGUUCCUUGAAGACCCUUUGUACUUGGAUCUACUUGAACUGGUUAUUUCUGGACGGAGCUGCAACAAAGUCGGUCAUAAAAAAUCGUGUUAAGUUAUUACUAUUGGAAACUUUUAUUUGUUUUUUUGCAGUUUUCCACGCACCCAUUUCAAUUCAAAUGCUCUUGUCUUAUUUUCACCUUUCCAUUCAUUUGAAACUUUGAAGCAUUUUUUUAGAUUACUAACCGUAUUCAUGUUUUAGUGGUAUUAAAUAAACUGUACAGUAAACUGUUGCAGUGCAUUAUACAGAUUAGACAAAUCAAGACUUGUCAG